UCGGUGUGGUGACACUGGGAGGUGAAGCGCAGAAUCCCCGUUCAGUCAGUGUAAUCUGCAGCUUUACAUCUCCUGCACGGCGGGGCUGUGUUAAUCAGACCUCCAUAAUCAUCUUCUUACCAAGCCCCGCUGCAGCAUGCUGACCCGCGUGUUCCGUGCCCACGGCCUCGUGGUGGCCUCUCACCCCUGGGAGGUGAUUGUGGGGACGGUCACCCUCACUGUCUGUAUGAUGUCCAUGAACAUGUUUACUGGGAAUGACCAGAUAUGUGGCUGGAACUUUGACUGCCCCAAAACAGAGGAAAUUCUGAGCAGUGACGUCAUCAUCCUCACCAUUACACGUUGUAUCGCCAUUGUCUAUAUUUACUUUCAGUUCCAGAACCUAAGACAGCUGGGGUCCAAAUAUAUUUUAGGCAUUGCUGGCCUUUUCACCAUCUUCUCCAGCUUUGUAUUCAGCACAGUUGUCAUUCACUUUCUUGAUAAGGAGCUCACUGGCCUCAAUGAGGCUUUGCCCUUCUUUCUGCUUCUCAUCGACCUCUCCAAAGCAUGCGCUCUCGCCAAGUUUGCCUUAAGCUCUAGUUCUCAGGAUGAAGUGAGGGAUAACAUUGCUCAUGGGAUGGCAGUACUUGGACCUGCCUUUACUUUGGAUGCUCUGGUGGAAUGCUUAGUGAUCGGAGUGGGAACCAUGUCAGGUGUAAGGCAGUUGGAAAUCAUGUGCUGCUUUGGAUGCAUGUCUGUCUUGGCCAACUACUUUGUGUUCAUGACUUUCUUCCCAGCAUGUGUUUCCCUGUUGCUGGAGCUGUCCCGCGAGAGUCAGGGGGGCCAUCCUAUCUGGCAGCUCAACGAUUUGUCCAGAGCGAUGGAGGAGGAGGACAACAAACCCAAUCCUGUAACACAGAGGGUCAAAAUGAUCAUGUCUCUAGGCCUGGUCAUGGUUCAUGCUCACAGCCGCUGGAUUGCUGAACCAUUGUCCAUAAACUCUACAGUGGACAUGCUCGGGGUUGGCGUGGAGCUGGACCACUUCUCACCCAGGAGAAUUGAGCCGGAUAAACCUCUUUGGCAGUUCUACCUCACGAGGAUGAUAACUAUGGACAUAGAGCAAAUGAUCUGUCUGGUCUUGGCCCUGCUGCUAGCUAUCAAGUACAUCUUCUUUGAACAGGCUGAGAUGGAAUCUACGCUGUCACUGAAGAACCCCAUCUCCCUUUCCACACACACCCUAAAUCCUCCAUCCCUAUCCGAGCCCUGCUGCAGGGAGGAUCUAGUUACGUCACGAUGCCACGCCCCUGCUCACACCAUGGCUGUUCCAGGACCUGCCCAUAAGGAGGAGAGAGAUGAGGUUAUCCGGCCCCUGUCUGCUGCCGACAACGAUCAUCAUCCAAGGAGCUUCUUUGUAAUGAGGGAAGAAGAAGAAGAAUCCAAGUCUGAGAGCACGGAGAACACGCUUCCCCAAAAGCCCAGAGACCUGAACGACUGUGUGGCCACCCUCAACGACCCUAAGCUGGGCCCUCGUUUCCUGAGUGAUGCUGAGGUGAUGCUCCUGGUCAGCUCUAAACACAUCCCUGCCUACAAACUGGAAGCCAUCAUGGAGACCGCAGAGCGAGGCGUGGCAGUUAGAAGAAAAAUGUUAUCAACCAAGCUUCCCUUUUCCUCUGCGCUCUCCUCUUUACCGUACACAAACUAUGACUACUCGAAGGUUGUCGGCACCUGCUGUGAGAACGUGAUUGGCUAUGUGCCCAUACCUGUGGGUGUGGCUGGACCACUACUUCUGGAUGGGAAACAGUUCCAAGUUCCCAUGGCAACUACAGAAGGCUGCUUGGUAGCCAGCACCAACCGUGGCUGUCGAGCAAUCGCACUGGGUGGGGGAGCCCGUAGUCGUAUCUUGGCUGACAGCAUGACUCGGGGCCCUGUAGUCAGACUACCCUCUGCCUGCUGUGCUGCUGAAGUCAAAGCCUGGCUGGAGAGCACCGACGGUUUCCAGGCCAUCAAAGCCGCCUUUGACAACACCAGCAGGUUUGCGAGGCUUCAGAAGCUGCUGGUGGGUCUGGCAGGGAGAAAUCUUUAUAUCCGCUUUCAUUCAAAGACUGGAGAUGCGAUGGGGAUGAACAUGAUCUCUAAGGGCACAGAGGAGGCUCUGAGGUUACUGCAGCAGCACUUCCCAGAGCUGCAGGUGGUGGCUGUUAGUGGGAACUACUGCACAGACAAAAAGCCAGCUGCCAUCAACUGGAUCGAAGGCCGGGGAAAGUCUGCUGUCUGUGAGGCCACCAUCCCUGCCAAGGUGGUCAGAGAGGUUUUGAAAACAAGCACAGAGGCUCUGGUGGAAGUUAACAUCAGUAAGAACCUGGUGGGUUCAGCCAUGGCAGGAAGCAUCGGGGGAUUUAAUGCACAUUCAGCCAACCUGGUCACAGCCAUCUACAUAGCAUGUGGACAGGACCCAGCUCAGUCAGUGGGCAGCAGUAACUGCAUCACCCUCAUGGAGCCGUCAGGCCCAGCAGGAGAUGACCUGUACAUCUGCUGUACUAUGCCAUCUAUAGAACUGGGCACUGUAGGAGGAGGAACCAACCUGCCUCCACAACAGGCCUGUCUGCAGAUGCUGGGUGUGCAAGGAGCCAGUCAGGACUGUCCAGGUGAGAACGCCCGACAGCUGGCCAGGAUCGUGUGUGCCACCGUACUCGCUGGAGAGCUCUCGCUGAUGGCUGCUCUGGCUGCUGGGCAUCUGGUCAAGAGUCACAUGACCCACAACAGGUCAAAGGUAAACCUGCAGGAGACGGGAACGUGCACCAGGGAAGCAUCGUGAAAGAACAGCUGGGUCUGCUGGGAAAACUCAGGUUACUGGAAACGUGGCCAAUCUGAAAGGGGCGGCUGAUUCAUCAAUGACCUUAAAGACGAUCCAAAUCAAAGAGACUUUCUGCUGAGCAGUUUCUGUUCUGACAUUAGAGGAUGAAUCAGUAUGUUUACUGAGUCUGGUUGUGUUUGAUUACACUGAACAAUCAGUUCAUGACUUCUUUUAUUUCAGCAGAAUGAUGUAAGCUUUACAGCCCAUUGGAUUCAAAUUAAAAUUCCUCCCCUCCUACGUCCAGUCUGAGAGCUGUGAAUACAAAUCAUACCUGUAACUGAUGUGUGAGACAUGCUGUUGAUCACACUUUAUGGUUUAUAAUUAUCUCAUUUCUUUGUCUAACAAGGACACGGUUCAGUUGUUAAACAUUCAGUUGGCACUUCAGUCUUAGAGAACUACUGAUUGCAUUUUGCUGGUUUUAUAAAACCUUGUCCACAUCCUGACACAAACACUACAAUACUACACAAAAGUAAAAGCACAUUUGUGGUAAUGCAACAGUAGCUGACUGCCUUUGACCAUAAUAGCACACGUGACAGCAACAUUAGCAUUGCUGCUACAGACAUGUGGAAGCAGAGCGUGGAUCCAACAGAAGAAAUCAUCACACAGAAGCUUAACCACAGCUUUAUAUGCUGGAAAUGGCAAAGCAACAAAACUGGAACGAAGCUGAGUUACAGGCUAACAGAAGGUUAGCGGCUCACGUACCAUGAGGGAGCUCACAACAGACAACAAAGGGUGACAAAGACAAUAUACACACACGAGGGAACAGCCCACAGCUGACACUAAUCCAGAUUAAAGGAAGCAAAAUUACAGAUUAAAAUUACAGAGGAGACUAACAAAAUAAAACAGGGAAACAGCACACAGAGACCCAGACUGAAACACAGGGACUGGGAAUCAGUGGACUCAGAUAAACUCAGGACCAAACCCGUACAGAGAACCAGAACAGUAACAUCUCCCCAGCCCCAGAACACUGAACCACAGUAAACUUAAAACGCUCAAAGACUCAGGACCAUGACAAACUCCAUCACACAUCACUCAUGGUGCUGGUUGUGGAGGUCAGUCAGCUCACCAGUAUUCUUACACUGAUGAUGAUGAUGAUGGUGGACAGCACUGAAUUCCUUAAUAUGUCCCCGUACUUUGUUCUUGUUCUCGUCUUCUUUUGCCUUUUCAAAUGAAUUUACUGAUGAGGUUCUUUACAGGAACA
This is a messenger RNA of Pelmatolapia mariae (spotted tilapia), 4031 nucleotides long. RefSeq names its product 3-hydroxy-3-methylglutaryl-CoA reductase a (gene hmgcra). The record is from RefSeq and is a predicted model, not a curated record. The transcript is spliced from 20 exons. Gene Ontology annotation, biological process: isoprenoid biosynthetic process; coenzyme A metabolic process; sterol biosynthetic process. Bases 137 to 2791 code for a protein of 884 amino acids. Lineage: Eukaryota; Metazoa; Chordata; Actinopteri; Cichliformes; Cichlidae. Gene Ontology annotation, cellular component: peroxisomal membrane; endoplasmic reticulum membrane. Gene Ontology annotation, molecular function: protein binding; NADP binding; hydroxymethylglutaryl-CoA reductase (NADPH) activity.